CACCAAAUUUUGAAUUUGUGAUACCUUAUCUUGCAGUACCCUCUAAACCAGCAAACCUGAACAUUACCGGACAGAUACCAAGUGCAGACCAUGGUAUCAUUGCGACUUUAACAUGGACCAUGCCUUUAAAUAACAAACUUUAYUAUUACUACGUGCGUUAUCACUUGAGUGGUCAACAGCAUCACAUACAAAAGAGAACGAGGACCACUAGCGCCAAGAUUUCCCUCAAUCCAAACAGUCUCUAUGUUGUGAAAGUGAUGGCUAUUGAUUCCAAAAAUUCAUCCAUUCAAGGAAAAUGGUCAGAUGAUCUUAAAGUGCAAACAGGCAAUUCAGUUCCCAAGCAUGCCCCUGUAAACGUCACAGCAACUGCAAUCACUGCGACGUCAAUCUUCGUGAGAUGGGGACCAGUUCCACAGGAAUCCCGCAACGGCAAACUGCUUGGAUACAUUGUCUUCUACGGACAAAGAAAYAAUAAAAGAUGGAAGACCAAGAAGCUUAAAAACCCACUGACAUUCCAGUACCGUCUCGGUGAUUUGCCAAUAGGAGUAAAUUACCGUAUAGCCGUUGCCGGGUACACCGUGAUAGGGGUGGGAAAGAAAUCCGUUGCCGUAGAUGUAAAGCGGACACGUCCAGCCAUUGCCUCUACAAGGGGAACAACUGCUAAUCCUACUACAGUUGAAGGUACAGAGGCUACCAAACCGAAGUACRURMACAAUCACAUUCCUAAACCKACAACUAGUAAUUACAAAAUGGCUACAUAUGAAAUAUCAAGCCAAYCACGACAAAUGGAGGACGUCAGUCCAACUACAGUUGUCUCUUCAGGAUCGCCAAAUGCYCAAGCAAAUAAAGAUUUACAAGAAAAUAAAAGUUCAUCUGGACUCGUUUACAAGUUUAUCAUCCCGGCUGCUAUUGGUGGUCUAGUCAUGGUGAUACUCAUCAUUUGUAUCAUGUGGCGGCAAAGAAGGGUUAAACGAAAACGUAACCAGGGGGAAGAAGCCAUUAGACUCACGCCUGUGAGCGAACAACCUAAAAAGAAGGAGAAAUCAAAAUUUGCCGUGACACGAGGUGAAGGUAGCAUUCGUUACGCUCCACCACCAAAGGCAUACACAGAAUCUGGACCACCACCGCCACCUCCUCCGCCACCUCCAGACGCCAAUCCUCAGGGUGGCAAUGCRCAAUCACGUGAGAAUCGAGAGAAGUUGAGCGUCAUUUCAGAAUGUGAACCUCCUGCACCAGAGCCAGAACCUAGUAAAGUAAAGCGGCCGUACGCGGAGGUGUCAAUCGUACCGAAUGACAAGGAUGAUCGUUACGUAAAACGGAACGAACAUAAACCCGUUCCAAGCUCCCCCAGCAAGUCUACGACAAGCGAAGCUGGAUAUGAAAACAUGCAGCAUUUAUAUGAAUGUCUUGAUCGUGUUAAGAAUAACAAAGGAGGUCCACUUUAUAUGAAUGUUGGAACCGCUKCCCAAACYGAUGAGGAAGGACUGUAUGAAGAGAUACCCGCUGACAAAAAGGACAWUGGUAAUGAGCCCGCAGUGCGACAGCCGCUGCUCGAAAAUAACGCUAAUGUGCAAGUCAAAGCUGAAUAUGUCUGAUUGGAACAGUGAGGUAGUUUUGUGAUUUUACAAAAUGGAAAUGUGAUACAAGACUUUGGCACAUACUUGGGUUACCUGUGGUAUUCCAUGGAUCGCAAAAAUCACUAAAUGAAUUUCGUAAAUACUUGAAUAUCACUGUAGACAGUGACCGUAAGAUCAUUAUGUAAUCAUUAUUUAUUUAGAUGUAUAACAUAGUUAAGAUCUAAGUAAUUAGUAUGCGACAUGCUUGAUUUUAAGCACCUCCCUGAUUUAAGUAUACUUUUGAUUUUUUAAAAGUUCAAUUAUAAGUUUUGGUCAGUUUUGCUUACAUUAAGUUACUGCUGAUAACAUUGUAUAAUAUGCUUAAUCUGAACAUAGUUUUMCACUAAUGGAGUUGUUGGACAGGUUUCUAACCAAAGGAGACUAAACCAAAGGCUAUUUGGGCUGUCAAAAGCUUGAAGCUGACGACGUUGCAUUCUAAAAUGCAAAUAUUAGGUAAAGGUACAUUGAUAUAGGUUAUUCAUACGUAAGCAACUAAGGACAGAAAAUCAGCUAUCCUACCUCGUUCKCUUGCUUGACGCAUGUAUCGUCUAUAAAAUUGUAGCUACUACCAACGAGGGUCAUUAAUUAAGCCCAGCCAAUCAACAUACAGAAAAAAAAUGGUAAAAGGGCAAUUGCAUUAACUCUUGAGCUGAAAGCUAUAUUAUGAUUAGCUGUAGUUAGAACGGCUGUUAUAUGCCGUCGCAUUAUCUAGAGUAUACGUAGUAUAUUGUAGUACGAUGAUUUGGAACUUGUCGAUGGAGGAGUGAGAUCUCCAUUUUUCUCAUCUUGGCAUAGACAACGAAAACUUUAUUCUCUUAGUCGCAUUUUGAAAUGGUAUAAUUUUAGAUAUAGAUAWAUGUAAAUAGUUUAUGAAUUAAUUCUGAUAGAAGUAAGAUCCUUUUGAUACUCAUUUUGCGUGGAAUGUGGAGGGCGUGGCUGGUGUAGAUUUGCGUAUUUUGUUCCUCUGUCCUUAUUGAUCUAAUCUAGCCGCGCUGUGGAAAGCCUUGGRCAAAGAAAGCAUUUUCAUUUUUUUCUUAAGCUUGUGAUAGUGACAUUCGCUUGCGUCGCGUCGAACUGGCUUUUUUUUCAAAUCUUUACGGAACCAGAUCUUCAUUAAAUUAUUUUAAGCGGCACCAAACCCCCUCUACAAUUAUACGUUUUAUGAGUAUAUAUUUUAAAAUCGUAAGUUCCAGUUUUCACGUUUAUAAUUAUGCAUAAAGAGUCUGUAAAUAAAACAUUAAAUGUGUAGCGGCUCCAAUAUAUCACAGUAUACUCUACAUGAAAUCCAAUAUAUUGGAUGUAGCAAAAUAUUUAAGCGGCUAUAAGAAUCACAAUAAAAAAACCAUUUUAAUUUCUG
Exaiptasia diaphana is the source of this 2973-nucleotide messenger RNA. RefSeq names its product neogenin. Gene Ontology annotation, molecular function: protein binding. The transcript is spliced from 5 exons. Gene Ontology annotation, biological process: cell-cell adhesion. NCBI's taxonomy places the organism in Eukaryota, Metazoa, Cnidaria, Anthozoa, Actiniaria, Aiptasiidae. The coding region runs from base 120 to 1595 and encodes 491 amino acids. The record is from RefSeq and is a predicted model, not a curated record.